This is a messenger RNA of Aspergillus fumigatus Af293, 423 nucleotides long. RefSeq names its product DNA-directed RNA polymerase core subunit RPB10. Bases 1 to 423 code for a protein of 140 amino acids. The transcript has 5 exons. The record is from RefSeq and is a predicted model, not a curated record. NCBI's taxonomy places the organism in Eukaryota, Fungi, Ascomycota, Eurotiomycetes, Eurotiales, Aspergillaceae. Gene Ontology annotation, cellular component: RNA polymerase II, core complex; RNA polymerase III complex; RNA polymerase I complex. Gene Ontology annotation, molecular function: DNA-directed RNA polymerase activity; zinc ion binding; DNA binding. Gene Ontology annotation, biological process: tRNA transcription by RNA polymerase III; transcription by RNA polymerase II; transcription by RNA polymerase I.
AUGAUUAUCCCUGUUCGGUGCUUUUCUUGUGGCAAGGUUGUCGGUGAUCUUUGGGAACGUUAUUUACAGCUACUUGAUGAUGGUAUUCCGGAUGGCGAUGCUAUGGAUCAGCUUGGUUGCAAGAGGUACUGUUGCCGCAGAAUGAUCAUGACACACGUCGAUCUCAUUGAAAAGCUUCUUCGCUAUGCUUAUAUUCUCCUAAUAGGUACAAUCCUGCUGAAAGAGAUCGGGCAAAAUCUCAAAUAUGAUGUUUUCUGUCUUCCGGCUGUGGGAUUUAUUGUGCCUACAUACCCCCAAUAUAUCCAAUUCGCUCUCCCUGGCCAACUUGACAGAACGACCGGGUUAUGCCCAUUGUGCAAGACCUUUCCCACAGUGCAGAGCCUUGCUAGUCCCGUUUCUGCAGCAGGCCACGCCUACUUCUGA